AUGGCGAAUCCCGCGUUUCAGGGAGGUCCCUUGCCCCACGAGCUAGACGUGCGGGGAAUGCUGCAGCUGGCGAGGCAGAGGGUGGACGAGGGGCAACCCUCCGCGGCCCUGCAACUGGUGAGCAUUUUGUGCCCUGCAGGGAACCAUCACAGCUCCCCCCGCCCCUCUCCCCUCGCCCCACGGGAUGGACGUGCGGGAAUGCUGCAGCUGGCUCGACAGAGGGUGGACGAGGGACAACCGACCGCUGCCCUGCAACUGAUCAUAGCAUUGCUGAGAGAGCAGGGCGGGAAGGCAGCAGUGCUGGCAACAAUGUGUUUUCGAGGUGCCUCAAAAACAGAGUCCUGCCUCCCUGCCUCCCAUCCUCCGCCCAACCACCCUCAGAUCAUAGCAGUGUUGAGAGCGCAGGGCGGGGAGGCAGCAGUGCUGACGGCACUAACUCAAGCCCGAGCCAUGCACCACAACCAGCAGCAGAUGCAGCAGCUACAGCAGGGAGCUGAUGACAUCACCGCCUUGCUGGCACGCUGCGCCAUCGGCAGCGCUGACGUGGCAGUGCCAGCUGGCACCGGGCAGAUGGCGGCGGGGGGGAGUGCGAUGGCAUGGGGAGGCGGAGACGUGGGUAUAGGAGGGAGCGGCAUGGGGAGCAACAGCAUAGGAGAGCAACGUGGGGAAGGAGCAAUGAACGGGGGAAUGGAAGGAGUAGACGGAUAUGCCUUCCAUUCUGGGUAUGGAUCAACACAGUCAGCAAGGUAUGGAAUGCAAGCAACAGCAGCAGGCUAUGGGAUGGAUCAAGCAGGGAGGCAAGGGAUAGACCCAGCAGCAUAUGGGAUGGAGUCAGCAGGGAGGCAUGGGGUGGAUGGAGAGGCGAUACUGGCGGAGCAGGGGCGCAUGCAGGUGGUGACGGAUGCAGCAGCGGACGGCAGCAGUGUGACGUGCAGCAUUUGCCGGGGGGUGAUAAGUGGGGCACGGUGGAAGGAGCACGUGCAGUUCUGGUGCAGAGCCGCUGUGCACGACCCCCAGGGCAUGGUGGAAGGAGAGGAGCACGUGCAGUUCUGGUGCCGGGCUGCUGUGCUGUGCACGAUCCUACGGGUGCGAUCCUAUGGGUGCGAUCCUAUGGUAGUCUUUCUCCUCGACUUCACUCGUUUGGAGUGCGAGGCAGGCAUUAAGGGGCAUGUGUUAGAGCAUAUGGAAUGGCUGCCUGUGCUGGGGGGUGGUCAGUGGGGCGCGGUGGAAGGAGCACGUGCAGUAGCCGCUGUGCACGACCCCUUGGAGGAUAGUACCAGCCUUUCGCCGUGA
This is a messenger RNA of Closterium sp. NIES-65, 1293 nucleotides long. Lineage: Eukaryota; Viridiplantae; Streptophyta; Zygnematophyceae; Desmidiales; Closteriaceae. The record is from the annotation of a GenBank genome assembly.